GCUGUGCUAAACAUGGCUGCUCUCAGUAAGUCCAUACCGCAUAGCUGCUAUGAGUUGGGACACACAUGGAGUUCUUCAUGUACGGCUUCCACCCUGCAGGUGACAGCCGGAGCUCUGGAGGUCUCCUUUAAGAUUUAUGCUCCUCUCUACCUGAUUGCAGCCAUUUUAAGGAGAAGGAAAAAGGAUUACUACAAAAAAAGGCUGCUUCCUGAGAUCCUGCAGUCCACAUCUUUCCUGACUGCAAAUGGAGGCCUCUACAUUGCGUUUUUCUGCAUUUUGCGGAGGCUGUUGGGACGCUUCUACUCCUGGUCAGCUGGCUUUGGGGCGGCAUUGCCGGCCUCAUAUAUUGCUAUACUAAUAGAGCGGAAAAGCAGGAGAGGACUUUUAACAAUUUACAUGGCUAACCUGGCAACAGAGACGAUUUUUCGGAUGGCUGUCACCAGGGGUCUUGUUAAGCCUAUGAAACAUGGAGAGGUUCUUCUGUUCUGCUUGACUGCGUCCCUCUACAUGUUUUUCUUCAGAUGUAAAGACGGACUGAAUGGCUUCGCUUUUUCUGCCUUAAAAUUUAUAGUUGGGAAGGAGGAGAUCCCGACACACUCUUGCCUAGCUGAACAUGCGUAUGGCCAGGGUUCAGAAAGAGACGUACAGCCAGCAGAAGAGAGACCAGAGCAAACACCUGCCUCUAGAGGGAGCUGCAUCAGAGCUUUUGCACGUAAACUCCUAGACUCUUUAUGCAAGCAUGGACCCAGGCAUAGAUGUUGCAAACACCAUCAAGACAACUGCAUCUCCUACUGUGUCAAAGGUUUCAUCCGGAUGUUCAGCGUGGGUUACCUCAUUCAGUGCUGUUUGAAGGUUCCCUCAGCGUUCAGACAGGCCUUCACCAAACCCUCGCGUCUGCUCUGGCUGCUCUACAACAAAGAAAACUUCCAGCUAGGAGCUUUCCUGGGCUCUUUUGUCAGUAUAUACAAGGGCACUAGCUGUUUACUGAGAUGGAUGCGCAACCUGGAUGAUGAGCUCCACGCGCUUAUAGCAGGUUUUCUGGCUGGAACGUCAAUGUUCUUCUAUAAGAGCACCACCAUCUCUAUGUACCUUUUCUCCAAACUAGUGGAGACAUUGUAUUUUAAAGGGAUCGAGGCAGGCAGGUUUCCAUACUUCCCUGAGGCGGACACAGUAAUCUAUGCCAUCUCCACUGCCAUCUGUUUUCAAGCGGCUGUUAUGGAAGUGCAAAAUCUGAGACCAUCGUACUGGAAGUUUCUACUGCGUUUGACAAAGGGCAGGUUUGCCCUGAUGAACAGGAAAGUGCUUGAUGUUUUCGGGACCGAGGCCUCCAAAAACUUUGGUAACUUCACACCUAAACUGGACCCCAGAUUUGUGCUGUGUCCCGUCGACAUGGACGUGCAGCUGGGCUGACGGACAUGCGUGUGUGGAUCCGGGAGAUUGAGUCUUCCCAUCGACCAACAAUGACAAAGGCAUGGAAAGCUCUUGCACACAAUCUCUCUCUCACAUUCUCUCCUUCUGCACCAUCAUUAAAUGUGAAGUCACAGUGUGAAGGCAGUUUUAUGUUUACGUUGAUGUGGAUCUGAAAACAUUUUGCAAUGUAAUUACCGCUGGCAAGAUGUGACCUCUAUGUGCGCACAAUAUCAGCAUUGUCUGAAGAUGAAUUGAAGUUCAUAGCAUAAAUUUUGGCUUAUUGGAUGUUCAAGGGCAGAAUGACGGAGCAGGAAUGUGUUCACACUAACUCAGCGGUUUGGAAACUGACCUAUGUUUUUAUAAUCACUAACCAAUCAGCUUUGAGAGCAUAAAAUGUGUUUUUUUUAAUCUUUUUUAUUUUAAUUAAUUCAUUUAUUUUUUUUAGUCUGAUGUAUUCAGUUAAGUUUAAAGACGCUUGUUUACACAGAAGGUUUAUGCUGUUUUAUUUUAUUUUAUUUGUUUGGUCACUGUCAUUUCAAACCCUACCAAAAAUGAUCAAAUCAGAGAUUAAUUGUCUGCCAUAGUCAGGAUAUGCGGGUUAAGCCAUGUAAACAGAUCUUACUGACAUCAGGGUUGUGUAUGGUCUCUUCUGUCUUUAGUGUGCUCUUCCUUCUUGUACAGUUAGGAAUUUACUAGAGGCUUUUAUGGAGAGUUAUUAGCACAGAACAUUUAUUAGCAACCUUUUAUUGCAGAUCUCUUUCAAGAGGCUGUGAACUCAUCGUAAUGGAGUUUCAUCCUCAUUUUCAGUAGCAGAGUUUUUUUUAAUUAGCAAUAACGAUUAGUUUAAAAUCUGACAUUAUAAUUAAAGUAUUGCUGUGUAUUUGAAAUGUAAUUUAUGUAAAGAGACAAAAGAAAGCCUUAUGUCUUUGAUGUUUGUAUAAAAGCAAAAGCUUUAUAUUAAAAAA
Molecule: messenger RNA, 2375 nt
Organism: Danio rerio (zebrafish)
Lineage: Eukaryota; Metazoa; Chordata; Actinopteri; Cypriniformes; Danionidae
Gene: tmem135
Product: transmembrane protein 135
Cellular component (GO): endomembrane system
Source: RefSeq, marked provisional